Molecule: messenger RNA, 2868 nt
Organism: Betta splendens (Siamese fighting fish)
Lineage: Eukaryota; Metazoa; Chordata; Actinopteri; Anabantiformes; Osphronemidae
Product: volume-regulated anion channel subunit LRRC8E
Exons: 3
Coding region: 226-2649 (807 amino acids)
Molecular function (GO): protein binding
Source: RefSeq, a predicted model, not a curated record
AUUUACUAGUUAGUUUCCGUCGUACAGCGGUAACGGGGUCGCUGAUGGUUGAUUUAUUUUGAAAAUCUCAGCCGGAUAUGUACACUGUUGCGUACUUGACGCCGGUGUGCGGCUCUUCAAACCACUAGAAGCACGCUCCGUGUGGUCAUUAGGGAUCCUCCCUGAGGGCAGGUGAGUCAAAGAGGCUGAGCUCCGUCUCCUUCGGCCUCACUCUCCGCAGCCGCGAUGAUCCCGGUGGGUGAAUUCCGACACUUUGGGUCCGAGCAGAACACCAAGUACCGCCUGCUGAAGCCGUGGUGGGACGUGUUCUCAGAGUACCUGUGCAUCGCCAUGCUCAUGAUCGGAGUGUUUGGCUGCACCUUGCAGCUCACCCAGGAGAAGAUCGCCUGCCUGCCCACUCCCUUCACCAGCCCCACGCCGGCGGCCAUCGACUGCAGCUACCUCCGGACGUACAGGGAGAACGAAACGGGGCAGCGCGCGCUCAGCCGACCCGAGGAGCCCGUCAUCCAGGAGGCGUUCGGCCGCAGCAACAAGCUGGACAUCCACCAGUACGUGUUCGUCAACCACUACUGCUACGAGCGGUUCGUCCACUGGUACGCCAAGUACUUCCCCUACCUCGUCGUGAUUCACUCCAUGAUCUUCAUGAUGGCGAGCAACUUCUGGUUCAAGUUCCCCGGCACCUCCUCCAAAAUCGACAUCUUUCUCACCAUCCUCGGCAAGUGCUUCGACUCGCCCUGGACCACGAGGGCCCUGAGCGAGGUCUCCGAGGAGAGGCGGGAGGAGAGGCUGGUGACCUGGAGGAGGACGGCGGCCUCCAACGGUGCCGCAGAGCCGCAAGAGGAUGAAGAGGAGGCCGCGGGAGCCGUGUCCCCGCUCAGGUCCGAUCCGGAAAAGAGCUACCCCGAGCUGGAGUCGGCGCUCACCGCCUUGGAUAAGAAGGAAGGGGAACAGGCCAAAGCUCUGUUUGAGAAGGUCAAGAAGUUCAGAACCCACGUAGAGGAGGCAGACGUCUUGUAUUUCAUGUACGUGCUCCAAACCUCCCUGAAAGUGGUGAAGUUUCUCAUAAUUAUUGUCUACACUGGAGUCCUGGUAGCAAACAUCGAGAUAGUAGUCCGCUGCUACGUUCCCCCAGAGCUGACUGGUUUUGAUAUAUACUGCUGUAAUAACAACAAGGCCCAUCUGUUCUCCAAGCUUUCAUACUGCUACAUCUGCCUCGUGGGCGUCUACGGGCUCCUGUGCAUCUACGCCCUCUAUUGGCUGUUCCACCGGCCCCUCAAGGCCUACUCCUUCGAGCACGUCCGGCUGGAGACGGGCAUCGGCGACAUCCCCGACGUCAAGAACGACUUCGCCUUCCUGCUGCACCUGGUGGACCGCUACGACGCGCUCUACUCGAAGCGCUUCGCCGUGUUCCUCUCCGAGGUGAGCGAGAGUCGCCUCAGCCAGCUCAACCUCAACCACGAGUGGAGCGCGCGGAAGCUGCGCGCCCGCCUGGGCCGGAACGCCCGGGACAAGCUGGAGCUGCACCUGCUGACGCUGCCGGGGCUCCCGGACACCGUCUUCGACGUCCCCGAGGUGGAGUCCCUCAAGCUGGAGCAGGUGAAGAAUGUGACCAUUCCCCCCAGUGUGGUGAGGCUGACCUCCCUGCAGGAGCUGUCGCUGCUCUACUGCCCUGCAAAGCUCCAGCUGCCGGCCCUCGUACACUUCAAGGAGCACCUCAGGGUGCUUCACGUGUCGUUUGAACGCCCGGAGGAGGUGCCCGUGUGGAUGUACGUCCUGCACGGCCUGGAGGAGCUGCACCUGAAGGGCCCUUUAACCAACGAGGCGUCCAGAAGCACCACGCUGGACUCCCUGCGGGAGCUCCGAGCUCUGAGGGUCCUCAGCCUCCACUCGGGCCUCACGAAGAUCCCGCCCGCCAUCGGGGACUCGGCGCCGCGCCUGCAGCGCCUGUGCGUCCACAACGACGGCGUCAAGCUGCAGGGCUUCAGCGGCCUGAAGAAGCUGGCCGGCCUCGAGUCGCUGGCGCUGCUGGGCUGCGGGCUGGAGCGCAUCCCGAGCGCCGUCUUCAGCCUGAGCAACCUGCAGGAGCUGGACCUGAAGGAGAACAAGCUCGCCACCGUGGAGGAGAUCCUGAGUUUGCAGCACUGCCGGCGCCUGGUGACGCUGCGGCUGUGGCACAACAGAAUCACCUACGUUCCAGAUCACAUUAGCAAGCUGCGCUCCAUGGAGAGGCUGGACGUCAGCUGGAACAGGCUGCGGAAGCUGCCCGCCAGACUGUUCUACUGCACCAAGCUGAGGCACCUGGACGUCUCCCACAACCAGCUGGGCUGCCUGCCGCCCGAGGUGGGGAUCCUGCAGGGGCUGCAGUUCUUCUCCGCGGCGUUCAACUCGCUGGAGACGCUGCCGGAGGAGCUGUUCUCGUGCAAAAGACUGACCACGCUGCUCCUCGGAAACAACUGUCUGUCCGCCCUCAGCGCCAAAGUGGCCAACCUGACCCGACUGGCCCGGCUGGAGAUCAAGGGGAACCGCCUGGGGUCCCUGCCGCCUGAGAUAGGGAACUGUUCCCACCUGACUCGCAGCGGGUUGGUGGUGGAGGAGAGUCUGGUGGACCUGCUGCCAGCACACGUUCAACGCAGGCUGACUAAUGACUGAGGUCCAACAGUAAUGGACUCCUUGUAGCGUGGGGGGUGAAUAUUGAUUCAUGCCAUUAGUGUGAAUCUUUAAUAGUGCAGAGCUCAGCAUAAAAAAAGGCAAACACUCCAAACUGUUGGUGAGUGACACAUUUAUUUGUAUGUUUUUAUGCAUUUUGUUACAUAUCUUAAAUAAGUCACGUUAGAAGGUAACGUUACAGAAUAAAUACUUACAAAAGUG